GUGUUUGUGCCAUAGUCGUUUGCUCUCCCGUUUAAUUCUGUUGCACGGAGUCAUCCAGCUGUUUAAACGGAUUUAUUUCGAUACUUUUUCGUCAAGCCACAUUCACAGUCCACAACUGAAGCUUUUCAAAAUUGUCAGCGGGUAAAAGCGACGUCGAUCUUCAUCUAUAUAAACACUGUAGAGUUACGGAUUUAACAUGAGUACGUUUCUAAAACGCCGUUUUAUCCAUCAGCCUAUUUCUGCUCAUUCGGUGCCUCAAUCGUUCCAUUUAAAUAAAAAAACAAAAACGACAACAUAAAAACUCUUUAAAUGCACCUUGUUUUAUUCAUCAUUCAUGAGUUGUAAUGCAAAACUUCUAUCUAGAGCCCUGCCAGCCUUCCUGGUUUUGGUAGACUGAUCUAACGUUCCUUAUAAUAUGUGGCGUUUAUGUGUAGAUUGUAUUUUAUAUGGUGCUAUAUGAGCAGUAACAUUAUGAUAUUUUAACUGCCGUCAUAUUUAAAUUUAAAUAUUGCUGAAUUACACAUUCUAACAAUUAAUAGCCUUCUUUAUUCAUGACAUCUAUUAGUUUGUCUGAAAUAUUAUAUUGUAAUAUUAUUGUCUGUGGAUUACAGCAAAGAUGGCUGAGAAGAGAAGCAGGAGGAGAAAGAGUCCAGAACAAGAUGCUGUGGAACAUAUAAUUGAGGAAAAAGAUAAAACAUUCAUUGAGGAAAGAUUUAUCAACCACUAUAAAGGGAGAGGUGUAUUUGCAAGAGAGUACAUUGAACCCAAAAGUUUUGUGGUGGAGUACCGAGGAGUUCUGUCUCUGAGUAAAGGUGCAGAUGACAAAAGCAACAAAUAUGCAUUUGAUUUCAUAUGGAAUGGAAAGCAAUAUUGCAUAAAUGCUUCAAAAGAAGACCAAACACUGGGACGGCUAGUGAAUGAUGAUCAUGUUCAUCCAAACUGCAAAGUCAAAAGAAUCAUGGUUCGAGGGAGACCACACUUGUGUCUGUUCGCUAUCAAAGACAUCUUUCCAGGAGAAGAAAUAACUUAUAACUAUGGUGAUUCCUCUUGGCCAUGGCGCUCACUGGCACCUUGUGAAGAGCAAAGUGACCUGAAGGUCCACGAACGUGAGCCACCAUCAGAAAAGGAAGCCUUGGGUAAGAGUGAGGCUGAGAGGACAGGAGUCAGUCUUGGUCUUGUUUCAUCCCAUGAUGAACCAGAAGCCUUGGGUGGGAGUGAGGCCAAGAGGAGAGGAGUCAGUCCCGGUCUUGUUGAAUCAAAUGAUGAUACGGAAUCUGUGGCCGGCAUUGAGGCAGAGAUGACAGGAGUCAGUCCUGGUGUUGGAUCAUUCAAGGAUAAUACAUGCCACCAUAGAAUGUUUGGUGCAGUUCUCGGUGCUUUGGAAAAUUGUGAAGACUGCACUGGGCCUGUCUCCAGUUUAAAAUGGCUUGGUGUGACAUGCAAAUUAUGUUCAAGAUCAUGGCAUAAAUCCUGUUUUUUGAAGAAGAAUUCAUCACUGGAUGCUACUAAGUCUUGGGAUCAUGUUUCUGACUCUGAAAUCAGUGAUUCAGGUUCAGACGAUGUCUACCUUCCAUCAAGAAGCUCUGAUGGAUCCAGCUCUGAUUUUCCUACUGACACUGAACAUAAUGAGGAUGCACAAUCGGUAAUCUUGCCAUAUCUUGGACAAGUUAAACCACUUCCUUCUGAAGGAAAAACAAAGAGAGUUCCGCUGUUGGAACAGAAGGCCUCCAAAUCUGACUGCAUCAAUGACCAACCCUGUUCUGAUAAUGGAGUGACUCAUCGUGAUAACUGGAUUAUUUCAACAAAUACGGCCGAGCAGCCUCCCACCCCGGCUGAGCCUCUUCCUAGCAUAUCAACUCAACAAAUCUCUUCUUGCACUUUAAAGAAUUACUGCUAUGUUUGCAAAAAAGCCCAAUCCAAAAUUUCUCGGCACUUUAAAAAGCAUGAGAAAGAAGAUUUGGACAUUGCCCGAGCAUUGUCAUUACCCAAGAACUCAAAAGAGAGAAAAAUGUUAUUGGAUAAGUUGCGGAACAAAGGAAAUUAUGAGCAUAAUCAGGAGGUAAUAAAUAGCCAUAGUGGAUCACUGAAAGUCAGAAGAAGAGCUGGAUCAUCAAAAGUCUCUGAGAACUCCAAAAGGUAUGUCCAUUGUACAUAUUGCAAAGGUAUGUUUCUUCGCAAAGAGCUGUGGCGCCACACAAAAAGGUGUCCAUUAAAGAAAAAAACUGAGGACCAUCAAAGGAGCAAAGUCUUAUCUCUGGCUGAUAUGGCGGAGUCAACCAGCUGUCACACCAUUUCCACUGGCGUGUGGAAGGUGCUCGGAAAGAUGAGGCAAGACGACAUAGGAUCUGUAGUGCGCAAUGAUUUCAUCAUAUUGCAACUGGCCCAGUCGCUGUACAACAAGCAUGGGAAUGAUCCCACAAAAUUUGAGUACAUUAGGACAAAGGUUCGGGAAAUGGGUAGACUUUUAUUGACUCUAAGAGUGAUGUAUUCUAUUCAAAGCUUUGAAGAUGGUGUAAAACCAAACAACUUCUACAAAAUUGUUAAUGCUGUGAAAAGAGUUUCAGGAUAUGAUGAAGAGAAAAACUCGUAUUCCACACCAAGUCUUGCCCUGAAGUUGGGGCACUCGUUGAAAAAAAUUGGGGACAUUAUUCUUUGCAGAGCUAUAGCAGCAGAGGAUGAACAUUUGACAAAAGCAACUGAACGAUUCAUCAGACUCUGCUCAAAAGAAUGGGCCGGAUAUGUCUCUCACACUGCACUGGCUACUUUGAGAAAGUCAAGGUUCAAUCAACCAUCCAUCAUACCAUUCACAGAGGAUGUGCAAAAGUUACAUAAAUACCUGGAGGAGAACUCGGCUAUUGCCAUACACAACUUAAAAAAACAUGAGUCUCCUCAGGCAUAUGGAGAACUUGCAAGGUUGACACUUUCACAAAUAAUACUCUUUAAUAGACGCCGUGCAGGUGAAGUUUCAAAAAUGUCUCUGGAAUCCUUCAAGAAAAGAGACCAAACUGAGCUUCAUGGUGAUGUAGCUGCCAGUCUGUCACUUUUUGAACAGAAGCUAGCAAGGCACUUUAGCAGAGUGGAAAUUAUGGGUAAAAGAGGCAGGAAAGUGGCAGUUUUGUUGAACCCUGAGGUUGUUUGUGCGACAACACUUCUCGUAGAGAAAAGACAGAUGUGCAAUGUGCACAAGGACAACCCUUUCCUAUUUGGAAGGCCAGAAUGCCCCUUCACAAGCCACUACAGAGGACAGGAUUGUGUUAGAACAUUUGCACGCUUGUGUGGCGCAAAGAAUCCACAGUAUCUGAGGUCUACACAACUUCGAAAGCACAUUGCGACCCAAUCCCAAAUCUUGAACCUUAAGAACAACGAACUGGAUCAACUGGCUAACUUUUUGGGCCAUGAUAUUAGAGUUCACAGAGACUUUUACCGUCUGCCAGAAGCCACGAUUGAAGUGGCAAAAAUCACGAAGAUUCUGCUUGCUAUGGAGAAAGGAACGUUGGCACAGUUCAAGGGGAAGUCUCUUGAUGAGAUUGAGAUUGAAGAUAAAUUGGAUCCAGAAAUGUAUGGUGAGUUGGAUGAUGGAGACGACAAAGUGGAUGAGGAUGAUGAAAGCAGCAGUGACGAUGAACACAACGAAGGUGAAAGAGGGAGAGACGAAGAAAAUGGUGGAGACGAAGACGGAGGCACGGGGAGAGACGAAGAAAAUGGUGGAGACGAAGACGGAGGCACAGGGAGAGACGAAGAAAAUGGUGGAGCCGAAGACGGGGGCACAGGGAGAGACGAAGAAAAUGGUGGAGACGAAGACGGAGGCAGAGGUUGUCCCCUUGGACUAAUGGAAAACGAAAGAAUGGAGAUCGACGAAGAGCAAAACAGUUCCUCUGGAAAACGAAAAACAACUAUAUUGACUGAGGAUUUGGUCAAGACUUCCAAAGGACAGAAGAAAAAGUGUGUCGUCAGCAGUUCCAGAGAGAUCAAACGCAGAAAAUAUGUGAAGAGGCCAUGGAGCAACGCCGAAAUCAGCGCUGUCAUGAAAUUCUUCAAAACCCACAUCGAAAAAGGGAAAUUGGCAAGUAAGAUUGAGUGUGAACAAUGCAAACUAGCUGAGGACCCGAUUUUGAAGAAUAGAACCCUUCAAAAUAUUAGGGAUUUUGUGAGGAACCGUGGCCUUAAGUUAAAAAAAUAGGUUCUAAUUAAGUAUUUAUGUUAACUUUUAUUAGUGCAAUAUUUGGUUUACAUUUUAUUUGAUUUUUUGCAGAAAAAUGACUUUUUUUUUUUUUUUUUUUUUUUUGUGUGUGAAAGGCAAGUUCAGGUUGUCCUUAUUUUUUUUUUCUUGCACAUUGUUUUAAGUUAUGAUAAAAGUAUUAGAAUUGAUUCAUGGCCAAGUGGGCAUUUUUAUAGACAGGAGUUAAGGGGUUACUUGAACAGUUUUUUCAAAAGUUGUUAAUGUUUGUUGAACAAUAAAGCACUUUCUAAUAAGGUUGUACUGUAGCGUUGUUAGAUUAAAUAGGUUCUAAUUAAGUAUUUGUUAACUUUCAUUAGUGCAAUAUUUGGUUUACAUUUUAUUUGAAGAUUUUUUGCAGAAAAAUGACUUUUUUUGUGAAAGGCAAGUUCAGGUUGUUGUCCUUAUUUUUUUUCUUGCACAUUGUUUUAAGUUAUGAUAAAAGUAUUAGAAUUUAUUCAUGGCCAAGUGGGCAUUUUUAUGGACAGGAGUUAAGGGGUUAUUUGAAAUGUUUUUUCAAAAGUUGUUAAUGUUUUUUGAACAAUAAAGCACUUUCUAAUAAGGUUGUACUGUAGCGUUGUUAGGUUAAAUAGGUUCUAAUUAAGUAUUUAUGUUAACUUUUAUUAGUGCAAUAUUUGGUUUACAUUUUAUUUGAAGAUUUUUUGCAGAAAAAUGACUUUUUUUGUGAAAGGCAAGUUCAGGUUGUUGUCCUUAUAUUUUUUCUUGCACAUUGUUUUAAGUUAUGAUAAAAGUAUUAAAAUUUAUUCAUGGCCAAGUGGGCAUUUUUAUAGACAGGAGUUAAGGGGUUAUUUGAUCAGUUUUUUCAAAAGUUGUUAAUGUUUGUUGAACAAUAAAGCACUUUCUAAUAAGGUUGUACUGUAGCGUUGUUGUACAAUUAUUUCUGUGAGCAUUCCUUACUGUAAUCAGUUUCACAGUCAUCAAAAUCAGUGAUUGUCACAUCUUUUUCAAGGUCUUUUUAAUCCGGAACACUUUGUGUAGCUGUUUGAAGUCUAGCUGUUUUGGCUCUGCUGUGCAUCCUGCUUGAGGGGAGGGCUGUAAACAUUCUAUGGGCAAGGUGAGUGAGGUUCUUCAGAAUACUGGUGCGAGGUAGUCAUUGAAAUUAUUUGCUGAUUUAUCUGCUGAAGAACAUUUUCUACACCAUGCAGUGAAGCAAGAUGUUAAGUUAAUGACCAUUGGGCAUUUGGAAAAAAAAUUAUGGUUGAGGUUUUCAGUAUCAGCAGCCUUCAAUUACCCGACGCCCAGGUUGAUCAAUUAUGACAGCAGUGUCGCUCAAGCUACUGUUCUGACAUUGCAAGCACGCUGUUAAGAGAAUCAUCCAGAUAAACUUUCUCUUUAGGAUUUCAGAUUGCACCAGUGGUACUAAUGGUGUGUUCACUCUUUAGUGAUAAAUUUGAUUUGCCAUAUAAAACUAGGGUCGACAGUAGUAUAGGACCAGCAGGAUCAUCAAAUGUUUUAUUCCGAUUGUGUGAGUGCAUAGUUCAUGUCUGGGUAAUGUCCUGUCAAACCAGUGUGGUCCUCACAAACAAGGGUUUUGUUUGGGUUGUGUGUAUGUAUACUGUAUAUGUGUGGGUAAUGUCCUGUCAAACCAGUAUUGUCCUCACAAACGAGGCUUUUGUCUGGAUUUUGUGUAUGUAUGUGUGGAUAAUGUCCUCUCAAGCCAGUGUGGUCCUCACAAACAAGGGUUUUGUUUGGGUUGUGUGUAUGUAUACUGUAUAUGUGUGGGUAAUGUCCUGUCAAAUCAGUAUGGUCCUCAUAAACAAGGGUUUUGUCUGGAUUGUGUGUCCCUACCCUUGAAGUUUACAGUCACCGAGACAAUUUCGUGUUUUCCAUGAAAACUGUUUAAUCAAACGACUUACAAAAUAAAUAGGAAAUAUAUUCAAAACUAUUGACAGGGUUAAAAAUAAUUUUUAUUUGAAAAUUCUCCUUGAAACUGCUUUCGAUAAAGAAUGCUUCACUUGCAACAAUUACAGGAUUGACCUUUGGCAUUCUAGCUGUUCAUUUGUCGGUCAUGUAAAAAAAAAAAAAAAAAAUCACUCAUCCUUCAAGAAGACGUUCCCAUUAAAUGGAUGAGCUUGAUGGGCACGUCAUGUGUACCAUGCAGCCAAGCUUCAACAGCAGCUCAAUCGAUUGAGAUCAGGUGACUGUGCGAGUCACUAUUACAGAUCGAAUACCAGCAUUCUGCUUCUUCCCAAAAUAGUUUUUAAAAUGUGAGGGUGUUCUUUGGGUCAUUUUUUCUGUUGUGGCAUGAAAUGGGCUUUUAUACCCUGUACAAAUAUCCCACUUCACCAUUACAUUACUCCCACCAUGCUUGACAGAGGGCUUCAAGCACUCUAUGGGAUUCUCUUUAAGGUAAAAGGGUUUUUGAAAAAGGAAGGCUAUCGCUCCAUUUUGCAUUGUCAUGCCAUUCCCUGCAGACAAUGCAUGAACGAAGCCCAUUUCAUCCUACAGUAGGACGAUGACGCAAAGUACACCUCCAAACUAUGCAUGAACUAUCUAGGGAACAGGUGCUAGUAUUCUAUCUUCAGUGGAGUGGCCAGCACAAUUACCAGAGCUCAAACCCAAUGAAUUAAUGUGGGAGUAGCUUCACCAAAUGGUACGCGAAAAAGUGCCAAUCAAGCCAAUCCAAUUUAUGGAAGGGACUUCUGGAAGCGUGGGGUCAAAUUUCUCAAGAUUAAAUUGACAUAUUUACAGCUAGAAUGACAAAGGUCUACAAUGUUCCAGUUAAUGCAAAAGGAGCCUUAAAGUGAAGUUUGAGGGGGGGAAAAACAUAUAAUAUGUGUGUGUAUGGAGAAUGUCUUGUUAAAUCAAUGUGGUCCUUACAAACAAGGGUUUUGUCCUGAAUGUGUGUCAUAUGACCCUUAAAACCAGGUGUGCCCCCCUAAGCCACCAUUGUACUAGGAAACGCCCCCUCCCGCCCCGUCCUCGUAAUGCUGGAAAAUGUCAGGUGGCCAUAUCUACAGAUUCUUUCACAAUAUUUGAAUUCUAAAUAGACAGGAAUUUUUCUCAAUUUUUUUGGACCAGUUUUAUCUUUGUUGGACCUCUCUAGGACAAAGGGAAAGGUAGGUCCCCAUAAACCACCACUGGACCGGUUUGAGAAAAAUGCCCUGAUAAACCACCCAAACCUGUAUGUGUGUGUGUGUGUGUGUGUGUGUGUGUG
Messenger RNA from Corythoichthys intestinalis (scribbled pipefish), 7394 nucleotides. RefSeq lists its product as uncharacterized. Gene Ontology annotation, molecular function: protein binding. The transcript has 15 exons. Bases 617 to 4180 code for a protein of 1187 amino acids. The record is from RefSeq and is a predicted model, not a curated record. Lineage: Eukaryota; Metazoa; Chordata; Actinopteri; Syngnathiformes; Syngnathidae.